Myotis davidii is the source of this 1841-nucleotide messenger RNA. It is a transcript of the gene IL7, whose product is annotated as interleukin 7. Gene Ontology annotation, cellular component: extracellular region. NCBI's taxonomy places the organism in Eukaryota, Metazoa, Chordata, Mammalia, Chiroptera, Vespertilionidae. Gene Ontology annotation, molecular function: interleukin-7 receptor binding; growth factor activity. The transcript has 5 exons. Bases 360 to 767 code for a protein of 135 amino acids. The record is from RefSeq and is a predicted model, not a curated record. Gene Ontology annotation, biological process: immune response.
GCUCUGCACUUUCCCAAACAGUAAUUCCUCAGUUAAAACAGGAAAGAAACUCAGACACUGAAAGUCUGUCCUGCUUUGGUUGUUACUUGGUAUUGAGUUUCAGAGUCCCUCCCACUCUGUCCAAAACCAGAGAUGCAUGUCUACAAGGAUUAGAAAUAUGUGGCCAGGCUCAUUGAAAGGCCACCAUCAAAUCAGAUCACGUGACAUAACAUUUACUAGCUCGUUCUUAUGUACUGUUGUCUUCAGUUUCUUUCAGGUAUAUCUUUGGAAUUCCUCCCCUGAUCCUCGUUCUGUUGCCAGUCGCGUCAUCUGAUUGUGAGAUCGAAGGUAAAAGUGGCGAAGAGUACCAGCAUGUCAUCAUGGUCAGCCUCAAUGACCUGGACAGGAUAAGAGAAAAUGAUAGCAAUUGCCUGAAUAAUGAACCUAACUUUUUUAAAAAGCAUUCAUGUGAUGAUGAUAAGGAAGCUACGUUUUUAAAAACUGCUGCUCGCAAGUUGAAGCAAUUUCUUAAAAUGAAUAUCCAUGAGGAAUUCAAGCUCCACUUAUCAAUAGUUUCACAGGGCACAUUAAAACUGUUGAACUGCACCAGGAAGGAUAAAGAAAAAAAACAACCUUCCUUGGGUGAAGUCCAACCCACUAAGAAUUUGGAAGAGAAAAAAUCUUCAAAGGGACAGAAAAAACAGGAUGAAAUGUGUUUCCUCAUGAUACUACUAGAAAAGAUAAAAACUUGCUGGAAUAAAAUUUUGAGUGGCACUAAAGAACAUUGAAACGUAUGGCGUGACAAAAUAAAGACGUGAACUUUAAUUGCAUCCCUCAAGAGUUGAUCUGCUCGUGCAAUUUUCCGGGGUAGAACACCUCCCAGAAAUUACUGAAUGUACUUGCUAAAAAUGGGUUAGAGCAAUUGAGAAAUACAUGCUGUGGUACUAGAAGGACACAAACAAUGGAACCAAAUGCUGCAAUCAACGGACUAUUUCCUAUGUGUGUGCACAUGCGUCAGCUGGUGUUAAUUUGGGGCUGAUUUUUGUAAGACGAUCCAUGUAAGGUAUUAGCUGCAAUAAUCCUUUUUAGACCUGUUAAAAAUGUUCAGGAGACAUGUAAAAUCUGUGGUGUACCUAAAGGUUACAAGGAUUAAAAAUUAGCUUUGCUUUAUUUCUUUAUGGCCUACUAUGCAUCAGUAUAAUGCAAUGAGUGUGGAUAGUGUCAUCUUCUGGCAGAGUUGACAGUGAGGUAUGGAUAAUGCCCAAGAGAACAAGUCAUGUAUCUUAAAGCAGAAACGUAAAGGUUUCCAAGAUGCUUUAAGAGGUCUGUGACUGUGUAGCACAUUGCCUCCAGUAGAUGGCAUAGAGAAUGUCCUAAAAUGAAAACAAAGAAUAAUUUCACAAAAUAGGAAGUCACCUGUUUUAAGGCUGCUAAGCCAUAGUACCGAGUUUCUUCUGUCAUUUACGUGUAAUAAAACUUGUCUAAAUGAGUUUGCAAUUUGGGAAGUAUAUUUUUAAGAGAAUAAUAUAUGUUGCCUUUUAAUUAAUAGAGUGUGUAUAUUUAAUUUUGACACUAUAUCUGUAUAUAAAAAUAUUUUCAUACAGUAUUACGAACAAAUUACUUGCUUUGGAUAACAUUUCUCCUUUGAUAAUAAAUGACCUAUGUAUUAACACUGUCAGAUUCACUUAAUCUCAACAGAACUUUUUUCCCAGUUUUAUUGGGAAAUAUUUGACAUGUAUCACUGUAUAUGUUUAAGGUAUCCGAUAUGAUGGUUUGUUUUACAUAUAUUGUGAAAUGAUUAACACGAUAAGGUCAGCUAACAUCCAUAUUCUCAUAUAAUAAAAAGAAAAGAAAGAAAAAAA